This is a messenger RNA of Saxophila tyrrhenica, 1350 nucleotides long. It is a transcript of the gene TYR1, whose product is annotated as prephenate dehydrogenase (NADP(+)). The coding region runs from base 1 to 1350 and encodes 449 amino acids. The record is from RefSeq and is a predicted model, not a curated record. Gene Ontology annotation, biological process: L-tyrosine biosynthetic process. The transcript is spliced from 6 exons. Gene Ontology annotation, molecular function: NAD+ binding; prephenate dehydrogenase (NADP+) activity; prephenate dehydrogenase (NAD+) activity. NCBI's taxonomy places the organism in Eukaryota, Fungi, Ascomycota, Dothideomycetes, Mycosphaerellales, Extremaceae.
AUGGGCGAAGCCGUGGUGGGCAUUAUCGGCAUGGGUGACAUGGGCAAGAUGUACGCCCGGAGGAUCAGUGACGCAGGAUGGAGAGUACAUGCCUGCGAUGUCCCAGACAAGUAUGAACAGUUGAAAGCAGAGUUCUCCGGUCGACCCAAUAUCACAAUAUUCCCCAACGGCCAUCUCGUAUCACGCAGCUCUGACUGGAUUAUGUACUCCGUCGAAGCCAAGAACAUGGAUGCCGUGGUAUCUGCUUACGGCCCUUCUACCAAACAAGGUGCCAUUGUAGGCGGCCAGACCUCAACCAAAGCCCCCGAAAUCGCCGCCUUCGAGGCUCACCUGCCAGCUGAUGUCGAGAUCGUGUCCUGCCAUUCCCUCCACGGUCCUGGCGUAAACCCCAAAGGCCAGCCCUUGGUCAUCAUCCAGCACCGCGCCAGCGACGCCUCCGUCACGCUGGUCCGAAAGAUCUUAUCCUGCUUCGAGCCCAACUUCGUACCCUUGUCCGCAGAGAAGCACGACCGCAUUACAGCAGACACACAAGCAGUCACCCACGCCGCCUUUCUCAGCAUGGGCACAGCCUGGCAGGCCAACAACCAGUUCCCGUGGCAAGUCCCUCGCUACGUCGGCGGAAUCGAGAACGUGAAGAUUAACCUGAUGCUCCGCAUCUACAGCAACAAAUGGCACGUCUACGCCGGCCUGGCGAUCUUGAAUCCGAGCGCAAAGCAGCAGAUCCGGCAGUACGCGACGAGUGUGACGGAACUGGUCAAGCUGAUGACUGGUGGACAUCGGAAGGCUUUCACGGAGCGGAUCUAUGCCGCGCGGAAAGCGGUGUUUGGCGAUCCGGGGAGUAAGAAGGAGGGGAGGGAGGAGUUGCUGCUGCAGGAUGAGCUUCUGGAUCGGUUUAGCUUGGGUGAAAAGAGUGCGGAGCGGGUGAAGAAUAGCCAGCUGAGUUUGCUGGCGAUGGUGGAUUGUUGGUGGAAGUUGGGGAUUGUGCCGUAUGAUCAUAUGAUCUGUUCGACGCCGGAUGCCGAUGUGAUGACUGCUGACGCUAUCCAGUUGUUCCGCCUUUGGCUCGGCAUAACAGAGUACCUCUACCGCAACCCUGAGCUCUUAGACGAGUGCAUAGAAACCGCUCUCUCCGACCGCACCUUCGUCCAAGACGACCUCGAAUUCUGCUUCGCCGCUCGCGACUGGAGCGCCCGCGUUUCCCUCGGCCACAUGGACGGCUACCGCGAGAAGUUCGAGACGAUCCAGACGUACUUUGCGCCGCGGUUCGAGGAGGCGACCAAGGUGGGGAAUGAGAUGAUUCGGACGAUUGAGGAGAACUUGAGCAGUCGGAAGAAGAGUGGGGGUGGAUGA